This is a messenger RNA of Fonsecaea multimorphosa CBS 102226, 2523 nucleotides long. RefSeq lists its product as uncharacterized. Bases 1 to 2523 code for a protein of 840 amino acids. The transcript is spliced from 8 exons. Gene Ontology annotation, molecular function: hydro-lyase activity. The record is from RefSeq and is a predicted model, not a curated record. NCBI's taxonomy places the organism in Eukaryota, Fungi, Ascomycota, Eurotiomycetes, Chaetothyriales, Herpotrichiellaceae.
AUGGCGAAGAACAACAGCAACAACAGCAUGGAGUCGUUGCUGGAUCAGACCUUGGAGAUCUUGCGUCGGACACGCAAGAUUGAACUACCUCUGACCUCUGUAGCCACCACCGAGCACUCGACAGCAUUUGGGGACUACUUUGCCGCUCUGGAAGAGGUGAAAAGGGUCUUGGUCGACAUGGACAAGCACCAUGAGGCCGAGGCGAUAGGAAGGGCGGCGGAAUAUGCGGCUGAAUCAACCAUGCAAGGUGGUCUGGGAAUCCAAACCACGCAGGAUCUGGAUCCCAAAUCCCAAGAGAAGGUGUUGGCAUCCGUCGAGGCUUGGCUGGAAUCACUCAACGCGGUCGAAACUGCAAGACGGCUCCCGAAACCACUGGCUGCAAAGUCGACGGGCACAAGACCCAUGAAUCUGACCGAGAAGAUCUUGGCUCAUCACUCGAUCGACCCGCUCCCACUCCAAGGCGUCAAGGAAGGGGACUUUGUUCGACUCUCCGUGGAUUGGAUCAUCGCCUCGGAAUCCUCGUGGUUUGGCAUGAGUAAAACACUGCGUCAUCUCCCUGGUUUCAAACCGUGGCGCAAUGAUCGAUUAUGGCUUGCCGCCGAUCACGUCGUGGAUCCUAGAACGUAUGAAACGCCUUUGAAUCGACGGCUGCUCGAUGCGACGGACAAUGCCGCCCGCGACUUCAAGUUAACCGACUACAAGGGCCCCAAUUACACCAUUAUACACACCGAGUUUGUGCGUCAACGAGCAGAGCCCGGAUUAUUUGUCCUUGGCGCGGAUUCCCAUACUUGUUCCUCGGGAGCUGUAGGAUGCCUCGCCAUUGGCCUCGGGGCGGUUGACGUUGCCAUUGCGUUGGCCACCGGAGAGAGUUGGAUCAAGGUCCCUGCAUGUAUCAACAUUCGGUUCGUCGGCCGACCUGGACUCGGAAUCGGUGGCAAAGAUGUCAUCCUAUAUAUCCUGGGAGAAUUAAAGCGAAACACUGUCGCGGCAAACCGUAUUGUGGAAUUCUCCGGCCCGGGAACUCAAUAUCUCUCCGUCGAUGCGAGAUUUGCAAUCUCGAACAUGUGUACCGAAUUCGGUGCCAUUACGGGCGUGUUUGUUCCUGAUGCGUUGGUCAAAAAUUACAUCGACAGUCGGAAGCAAAAGUACAGGCGCUCGUCUCCACUCUACUUCCGCCCCGACGCCGAUUGCCAAUACGCCGAGUCCUUUGAAAUCGACCUCUCCAAGGUUCAAUCGUACAUGGCCAUUUACCCAUCACCGGAUGAUGUCGUGCCGAUCUCCCAGCAAGUCGGACGAGCCUUGGACGGUUGUUUCAUUGGAGCCUGCACCACCACCGAAGAAGACUUGAUUCUAGGUGCGCUCGUCUUGCAAGUUGGACUGCGGAAGGGAUUGAAAAAAAAACGGGGCAAAAAGCAUGUGGUCCCUGGCUCUUUGCCGAUCACCGAGCGCCUGGACAAAUUAGGGUUGUUGGACUUCUACCGUGAAGCUGGGUUCGUUGUUGGGGUGCCCGGAUGUAGCUUCUGUGUCGGCAUGGGCGCCGAUCAAGCCCAAGAGGGUGAGGUGUGGCUCUCGUCCCAAAAUCGCAAUUUCAAGAACAGAAUGGGAAAAGGAUCGAUUGGGAACCUCGCUUCGGCCGCAGCGGUGGCAGCAUCUUCAUUUAGCAUGACGGUCACAGAUCCAGCGGAAUUCCUGGAAGAAGUCGACAUGAGGCGCUAUGAUGAUCUGCGGAAGCCGGGAAAAAGGAGCCUGAAGUCCUCUCAGUCCGUUCCAAUGCCAACAACUCCAUUGGCCUACGUCGAGCCCAAUUUCGUGAGCAAACCUCCAAACAGAGUGGAUGAUGCUCAUUCAGUAUUACCGGAGGGACCAGCAAAAGUGACGGCAGGAGAUGCAAUACCAGGCUCCAAUGACGGCCAACAGCCUCAGUUCCAUCACUCGAUUUGUAGCAAGGUGAUUAGACUGGGCGAUUUUAUCGACACGGAUGCGAUUGCCCCGGCCGAAAGUCUUGUGACAGCAAUCACCGACGAGGAUCUCGGGCAGCAUUGUAUGAAGUAUGUCAUGCCGGAAUUCAGGGACAAGGUCCGCAAUGGCCAGCGUGUGAUUGUCGGAGGACAGGCCUUUGGGGUUGGUUCUUCGCGUGAGGCGGCGGUCAGAGCUUUCAAUGGCCUCGGCGUGGAAUGUGUCAUUGCACGCUCUUUCGCCUUCAUCUAUGGCCGCAAUCAACCCAAUCUAGGGUUACUGGGGAUCACCAUCACGGACGAUCAUUUCUAUGAUCUCGCAAAGGACGACGUCGACAUCCAGAUCAGGUUAGAAGACAGGACGAUCAUGGUCGCGGGCUCUGCGUUCGGCUUUUCAUUAACAGAUAUGGAAUUGUCGCUCACGCGAAAUCAGGGGAUGCUACAGGCAUACAGAAAGUUUGGAAAUCGACUGUUCCAGGCCUUGGGCAACGAGGGCCACGAGGUCGCGGAAAGACCAACGACAGAAGUGCCCGAAUUGUCUGCGGCAGUAGAAGAGCUGCAAUGGUAG